This is a messenger RNA of Serendipita indica DSM 11827, 4377 nucleotides long. The record is from the annotation of a GenBank genome assembly. Lineage: Eukaryota; Fungi; Basidiomycota; Agaricomycetes; Sebacinales; Serendipitaceae.
AUGUCGACGAGGAAGUCGAACAAGCCUAAACAAGCACCCAAAAGUGGCAAUUCAUCACCAUCUUCAUCUGUCCCACAAUCUCCAUCAAACAAGAAGCAGAGACUGAUUGAUACGGUCAACCUUGGCCUCGAGGUAGUUGCGACUAUAUCCGAGGGGUCAGAUGUACUCGCUCCUCUCAAAGCAGCCAGUAAAACAACCAAAUUGAUCCUCGAAACCAUACAGGCAAUAGAGAACAACCAAGAAGAAUGGACCGACCUGAGGAAACGUCUGAGGGGAUAUUUGUCCACACUUGAGAAACAGAUCACUCUCUUCGAGUCCUAUCCUCGGGAAGACCGAGCUGUCGACAAGGCGUUCAGUCAGCCGCUUAUCGAUCAUGUCGAAUUUAUGGAAGAAAUGCAUGAUAAGAUCGUUCAUCUAAAAGAGAAACACAACGGCAGUAAACUCGGCUUCUUCAAAGCGCUUAGCAAAGUCAAGGUUGAUGCGGGAGAGAUACAUAAACUCAAUCGAGACAUCGAGGAUCAGCAUAGACAGUUCAUGGAGGCAUUGGGUGUUUUUACCGCAUUGCGGGUCCAAGCCCUCGAAAAUAAGAUCAACGCGUCAACGAUACUUCAACUACCAGCGGUGGCAUUCGUCGCAUCAUCAGUCCACAGCACCUGUCUGGAAGGAACGCGCAAGGAUGUCCUUCAGAUGAUAUGGGACUGGGCUGAAAACGACUCGUCGGAGAAGCCGAUAUUCUGGCUCUGCGACAUUGCCGGCUCUGGAAAGUCUACAGUCGCUAUGUCAGUGGUAGAGAGUUGGCAAGAGAAAGGGAUACUGGGUGGCGCGUUCUUCUUCUCCAUGUCUAGCACCGAGUCAUCGACGACGGAAAAGUUCUGCUCCACCAUCGCACGAGAUCUCGUAGACUACAUACCCGAACUGGCACCGCAUGUCGCCGAGGCCGUCAAGCAGAACCCUUCUAUUCUGCGGAAACCUCUUGACAAGCAGCUCCAAAUACUCGUCGUCGGUCCUCUGGAUCGCUGGCAAGAGCGCGUGAUUCUCGUCAUUGACGCUCUUGACGAAUGCAAGUCGGGAUCACAAAGAAGAGAGCUUAUCGAAGCCCUUUCCACAGCGGUUCAAGGUAGCAAGAAUCUCAAGAUAUUCAUGACGAGCCGGCCGGACCCUGUGAUUCAGGCCGUCUUGGGGUCGCUCUCGAUCAAAGCCAAAUCGGAGGACCGUCUACACGACGUCAGCCAUCAUGACAACGUCGAUGAUAUUGCGGUCUACGUACAUCGAUCGCUAGAUGGAGUCUUGCCAGAGGACAAGAGGCAACGGCUGGUUGGAAAAGCGAACGGGCUGUUCAUUUGGGCGAGCACUGCGUGUCGGAUGCUCACAAACGAAGCCACAAUGAACUCACAUGAAAGCAUAUAUGAUCAGCUUAUAUCCUUGGACCAAUGUGGAGCGAUAGAUGAAGUAUAUGGGCUCAUCUUCGAGCGCACAGACCCAGACUCUCGCGGGGUAAUGUGCCAAAUGCUUGCUAUGCUACUUGCAGCAUUUGAACCACUUACCAUUGAAGACUUGGAUGACCGUCUCAAACAUGCUGGACUUGGAGCAAGCGGCCAGGCUUUGGUACAGAACCUGGGGAGCGUACUCAGCACAGAGUCCAGUACAAAUCUGAUCCAAUUCCGUCAUCCCACUCUCGUUGAGUACCUUCGACGCUGCUCCCUCACCGCAGCCGCUGGUGGUGGCAACAAACUUUACAUCGACCUCACCAAUGCGCACGGCCAGGCGGCAUCAUGGUGCCUCCAAUACCUCAAGUCCCCUACCAACGGUCUCAAAUUCAACAUCUGUCGACUUGAAUCAUCUUUCCACCUGAAUAGGCAAAUCCCGGACAUCGAUGCCAGAGUAUCCAAGUUCAUUUCAAAGAGACUUCGAUACGCUAGCUCCCAUUGGUUGUUCCACGCGUCGGAAGCGGACGAAAACUGGCGUCGCAGACUCAAGAAUGAAGCUUCUUCAAUGAUUCGAAUCCCAUACGUGCUAUACUGGACGGAGGUCCUGAGCUUGACCGGAGGAGUUCCCAGAGCCAUAGCUGGUCUUCGAGCUGUCACGCGCGACGUAGGAAUAGACGCAGAAAUUAGGAACAGUAUGAACGAGAUUCGAAGAUUUCUGAUGGCAUUCUCGGUCCCAAUCCAAGAAAGCACUCCACACAUCUACGUUUCUGCGCUUGCAUUUACUCCAAAAAAGUCACUAAUGCAUAUCGAGGGCAUAAAAAGGUAUCCAAACAUCCUCAGUGUGACACGAGGAGUCGAAGAUACAUAUCCCGGGCUUCCCAGAACUCUUCGAGGGCACCAGAAAGAGGUUUAUGCCGUUGCAUUUUCGCCCGAAGGUUCGCGAAUCGCAUCUGGUUCAGACGAUAACACGAUUCGACUAUGGGAUGCAGACACUGGUCAGCCAUUAGGAGAGCCACUCCAAGGUCACGAAGGCUCGGUUAUGGCCGUCUCAUUCUCGCCAGACGGUUCGCAAAUCGUCUCUGGCUCGAGGGACAAGACACUCCGACUGUGGGACGUAGCCACGGGUCAGCUGUUGGGAGAGUCACUCCAAGGUCAUAAAGGCGAAGUCAUGGCAGUCGCGUUCUCGCCAGAUGGUUUGCAAAUUGUCUCUGGCUCGAGGGACAAGACGCUGCGACUAUGGGAUGUAGUCACUGUUCAGCCAUUGGGAGAGCCACUCCAAGGUCACGGAGACUCAGUAUGUGCCGUCGCAUUCUCACCAGAUGGUUUGCAAAUCGCCUCUGGCUCGAGCGACAAGACGCUCCGACUGUGGGAUGUAGCCACUGGUGAACCGGUGGGAGAGCCACUCCAAGGUCAUGAAGACGAAGUUUGGGCCGUCGCAUUCUCACCAGACGGUUCGCAAAUCACCUCUGGCUCGAGCGACAACACGCUCCGACUGUGGAAUGUAGCGACUGGUCAGCCGUUGGGACUGCCACUCCAAGGCCAUGAUGACAUAGUAUGGAGCGUCGCAUUUUCGCCAGACGGUUCGCAAAUCGUCUCUGGCUCGAGCGACAACACGCUGCGACUGUGGGAUGUAGCCACUGGUGAGCGGUUGGGAGAGUCACUCCAAGGUCAUGAAAGCUCAGUCAUGGCCGUCGCAUUCUCCCCAGACGGUUUGCAAAUCGUUUCUGGCUCGAGCGAUAAGACGCUCCGACUGUGGGAUGUAGUCACCGGUCAGCCCUUGGGAGAGCCGCCCCAAGGUCACGAAGGCGAAAUAAUGGCCGUUGCAUUCUCGCCAGAUGGUUCUCAAAUUGUCUCUGGCUCGAGGGACAAGACACUCCGACUGUGGGAUGUAGCCACUGGUCAGCCGUUUAGAGAGCCGCUCCAAGGCAAUAAAGGCUCAGUAAUGGCCGCAACAUUCUCGCCAGAUGGCUCCCGAAUCGCCUCUGGCUUGAGGGAUAAGACGCUUCGAUUGUGGGAUGUAGCCACUGGUCAGCCGUUGGGAGAGUCACUCCAAGGUCAUGAAGACGAAGUCAGGGCCGUUGCAUUCUCACCAGAUGGUUUGCAAAUCGCCUCUGGCUCGAUGGACAAGACGCUCCGACUGUGGGAUGUAGCCACUGGUCAGCCAUUGGGAGAGCCACUCCAAGGUCAUGAGGGCAUAGUAUGGGACGUCUCAUUCUCACCAGACGGUUCCCAAAUCAUCUCUGGCUCGGAUGACAAGACGCUCCGACUGUGGGAUGUAGUCACUGGUCAGCCGUUGGGAGAGCCGCUCCAAGGUCACGAAGGCGAAAUAAUGGCCGUCGCAUUCUCGCCAGAUGGUUUGCAAAUUGUCUCUGGCUCGAGGGACAAGACGCUGCGAUUGUGGGAUGUAGUCACUGGUCAGCCGUUGGGAGAGCCACUCCAAGGUCAUGGAGACUCAGUCUGGGCCGUCGCAUUCUCACCAGAUGGUUUGCAAAUUGCCUCUGGCUCGAGCGAUAAGACGCUCCGACUGUGGAAUGUAGCCACUGGCCAGCCAUUGGGAGAGCCACUCCAAGGUCAUCAAGGCUCAGUCAUGGCCGUCGCAUUCUCGCCAGACGGCUCGAAAAUCGUUUCUGGCUCGAGCGACAACACGCUCCGACUGUGGGAUGUAGCCACCGGUGAGCCGUUGGGAGAACCAAUUCAAGGUCAUAAAUGUGACGCCUUGAGCGUCGCAUACUCCCCGCUUGUCUCCCAGAUUGCCUCUGGCUCGCAAGGCCACACAAUUAUACUAUCGCCUCUACCUACUGGUCCAAUCGAGAAUGUCUCGAAGCAAGAAGACGGGGAGCCUGUAAGCUCAAUCUCCAUCGACAAAUUUCCAGACCCUCCCCUACGAUUCUCUGUACCGGGCUUCACGUUUUUCACUUUCGCGCGAUGGUUGGGUGGAAUCUUCUGGUAG